AUGGUUAUCAAGGUCGGAAUCAACGGCUUCGGUCGCAUUGGCAGAAUUGUCUUCCGCAACGCCGUUGAGCACCCAGACGUCGAAAUCGUUGCUGUUAACGACCCCUUCAUUGAGACUCACUAUGCUGCUUAUAUGCUCAAAUAUGACUCCACCCACGGCCGAUUCAAGGGUGAAGUUAACUUCACCGACAAGGGCUUAGAUGUUGAUGGAAAACACGUCCGCUUCUACCAAGAGCGGGACCCCGCCAGCAUCCCCUGGUCCGAGACCGGUGCCGAAUAUGUCAUUGAGUCGACCGGUGUUUUCACCACCACCGAGAAGGCCAGCGCUCACUUGAAGGGUGGCGCAAAGAAGGUCAUCAUCUCCGCCCCAUCUGCUGAUGCCCCCAUGUUCGUCAUGGGCGUCAACAACGAGACAUACAAAUCCGACAUCCAAGUCCUCUCCAAUGCCUCCUGCACCACCAACUGCCUUGCUCCUCUCGCCAAGGUCAUCAACGACAACUUCGGUCUCGCCGAGGGUCUCAUGACCACCGUUCACUCCUACACUGCCACCCAGAAGACCGUUGACGGCCCCUCCGCUAAGGACUGGCGUGGUGGACGUACCGCUGCUCAGAACAUCAUCCCCAGCAGCACCGGUGCCGCCAAGGCUGUCGGCAAGGUCAUCCCAUCCCUGAAUGGAAAACUCACUGGCAUGUCCAUGCGUGUUCCUACCUCCAAUGUCUCCGUCGUUGACCUUACCUGCCGCACCGAGAAGCCCGUCAGCUAUGACGAGAUCAAGCAGGCUAUGAAGAACGCUUCCGCCAACCAGCUCAAGGGCAUCAUGAGCUACUCCGAAGAUGCUCUCGUCUCCUCCGACUUGAACGGAGACCCCCACUCCUGCAUCUUCGAUGCCACCGCAGGUAUUGCCCUCAACGACCGCUUCAUCAAGCUUGUUGCUUGGUAUGACAACGAAUGGGGUUACUCUCGCCGUGUGAUCGACUUGAUUGCUUACAUUGCGGGUGUUGAUGCCCAGAGCAAAUAG
Molecule: messenger RNA, 1017 nt
Organism: Ophidiomyces ophidiicola
Lineage: Eukaryota; Fungi; Ascomycota; Eurotiomycetes; Onygenales; Onygenaceae
Exons: 7
Coding region: 1-1017 (338 amino acids)
Biological process (GO): glucose metabolic process
Molecular function (GO): oxidoreductase activity, acting on the aldehyde or oxo group of donors, NAD or NADP as acceptor; NAD binding; NADP binding
Source: RefSeq, a predicted model, not a curated record